Messenger RNA from Loxodonta africana (African savanna elephant), 8036 nucleotides. It is a transcript of the gene VWA3B, whose product is annotated as von Willebrand factor A domain containing 3B. The record is from RefSeq and is a predicted model, not a curated record. Lineage: Eukaryota; Metazoa; Chordata; Mammalia; Proboscidea; Elephantidae.
GCGGGCCCGUGGCCGCUGGAGCCGGUGCUUCAUCAACCAGCCGGAUGCUGACUGACGUCGCCCUCCCUCUCGCGUCGGGGGACCCCCGGAGGCGGGGCGGGCGCUGCUGACCGCGGAGGGUCUUGUCUUCCGCCCGACGGCUUCCCUCCAAAAGAGCCCUGAGGUUUCGGGCGCGCCGUGGUGGCAUCUGGUGACAUCCCGAGCUGCGGGCACGCACCCGGAGAAGCCCAGCGACUUGCCCAGACUGACACCACUGUUUGGGACUAGGGUCAGGCCAGGAGCGACGUGUCCGAACCCCUGCCCCAGCGCUCCUUCCACCGCACCUCGCUCCCAGCCGGACUCAGCCUCUCUGGAAGUUUGUAUGAUUUAAAGCCUCAGCCUGAGAUGGAGACAUCAGGCUUACUUUCCACCAUCUCUGAGCAGCAGCCACAGAAGCAGGAGGGAAUGAGGAACACCAAAACAGAUGUGACAGGGCAGAGCCUCAUCUCAUCAGAGAAGUGGCUUCAACUGCAUGGGCUUAAGAGCAACAAGCUGACCUUGAAACAGAUUUUAUCACAAAUUGGAUUCCCACACUGUGAAGACUACGUGACUUCUCUGGGGAGACUUGUGGCUUCUCGGUAUGCUGAUGGCCUGUUUCUGCAGUUCUGCCGAGCAGAAGAUGGCAGGGUGUACAACUUGACAGCUAAAUCAGAACUGAUCCAUCAGCUUGUGGAGCGUUUAACGCAAGCGGCAGAGAGCUACAAGCAGCGGAUGGACUGGCUCACCAGCCAGAGCCGGCAGGUGUUUGGCGUCAUCUUGGAACAGUGCGUCACCAUAGUGCUGGAUUUUGGCAACAUGCUAGAGGAGGAGCUUAACCUGUGCCAAGAGGCUCUGGCAAUGGUUCUCCAGGAGCAGGUGGUUCACAUUAGCAAGUUCAACAUGAUACGGGUUUCUCAAGAGCCUGUGAAAUGGCGGGAAAACGCCGCUCCUGUGACCAAGCAAUCCAUAGCCGCUGCCAUCAGUUGGCUUGAGAAACUGACUUUUGAUCUGACUGUGAGCAGAGCUAGCUGCCUGGACGCUCUGCUGGAAGCUGGGAAAGACAAAGCAAUUGAAUCCAUUUACUACUUUGUGGUGGGAGACAUUCCUGAGGGAUCCAAGGAGCUUCUCCUUCAGAGGGUGCUGGAGAUCCCAUAUCCAGUCUGCACAGUGUCUUUCAACGCCAGAGGAGAAGGCACGAUAGCUUUUUUAAAGGAUCUGAGUGCCAAGAGCCACAGCAGAUUCCACGCGUUCGCCGAGAGAACAGAGUGUGUGGAAUUUCCUGCACUGACCACAAAGGAUGGCAGAAGUGUAAUUACUUGGAAUUCAAGGAAGCUGAAAGGAAAACUCCCUCCAGGAGCCGGGGUCAGAGAGGACGUGUUUCUCAUCUGGAAGGAGAUGGAGGAAGCCUGUAGCACGCUGGCCCAGCUCCAGAGGCUGCUGACCGGGUCUCCCAAGUCCCAUGGGGAUGAAAUAGUCUGCGAAAUUGAAUCAGGAGCAACCUCUGUGGAGAAUGAGUCAAAUCCAGAGGACAUGUGGGACUCCAACAAGUGGCUACAGAAAUAUGGCUUGAAAGCCCAGAAGCUGUCAUUUUAUGAUGUUCUUGCUGAUUGCUCCUUCCGCCAUGUUGAUGGAAUUGUCGAUAUAAAAGCUAAGCCGGAGGAUGAGUCUAUUAAAACCAGUGCGGAGACAAUCAAGAAGACAAUCCAUGCGAAAUACUGCAGCAAGUUUGUCCACGCUCCCUGGAAGGAUGGGAGCUUGGUCCACGUCCACGUUACCAAGGAGAAGUGCAGGUGGUACCGUGAGAGAAUUCAUUCAGUCCUGGCCCAAAUUGAAAGGAGGAUUGAAUGGCUGCAAGACGGGAGCCAAAUGCUCUUUGGAAAAGUGCUUCAUGAUUGCAUCUAUGUCCUCAUUGAUACCUCUCACUCAAUGAAGGGCAAACUGGACUUGGUGAAGGGCAAGAUCAUUCAGCUUAUACAGGAACAGCUGAAAUAUAAAAGUAAAUUCAAUUUUGUGACAUUUGAUGCUCAAGCAGUUGCAUGGUGUGAAAAACUUGCUGAAAUCAACGAAGAUAAUUUGCACAGGGCCCAGUCCUGGGUUAGAGACAUUCAGGUCGGAAGCUCCACAAACACUCUGAAUGCGCUGCAAAUUGCUUUUGCUGAUAAAGAAACACAAGUUAUCUACCUUCUGACAGAUGGGAGACCUGAUCAGCCACCUGAAGUGAUUAUGGACCAAGUCAAAGUUUCUCAGAAAAUUCCUGUUUACACCGUCUCCUUCAAUUACAAUGAUGAGAUUGCAAAUCGGUUUUUGAAAGAGCUUGCUUUUUUGACUGGAGGAGAGUUCCAUUUUUAUAAUUUUGGUGGCAAGGAUCCCCACCCUCCGGAGACUGAUCAGAAUGAAGAUCUGAUUCUUUUAGUUAAAGAAGCGGAGCAGGGGAGACGUGACCUGGAGAAGAUGCAAGACCUUUAUUCUGAGUCCUUGGUCAUGGACUGGUGGUACAACGGAGAAAAGGAAGGAGACAAGAAGCACCAAAAAGAAAUUUCUUCUAUGGUUUCAACCUCAGAAAAAUGUGCAAAACCUCAACCCGGUGUCCAGUCAACUGGGACGUCGUCCCCAUCUGUGUCAAAAGCACAAGGGGGACUUCCAAAUCAGCGGAUUCAGAAAAAGAAAGUCCUCCAUGCAGAACCAACCAAAACCAGCCUGCUCAGAAGCCAGAUGUCCACCGUCAGGAGCCCAGCCUGCCAUGAGAGGAAGGAUGGCCCCUCCAGUCUCAGCAGCUGGAACGUUGCUUCAAGUGACCAAGACAUGAGCUUCAGCCUGCUGACAGAUGAGUGUCCAGAGGACACAUCAUUAGAAAAAUCUACCGGAGAAGGAAGCAAAGUUUAUGACCAAGAUUCUUUAGAUAUGUCUUCAGCAAACUGGCUCAAGACCCACAGCUUGGUUGCCAAGAAACUCACCAUCAUGGAUGCCUUGUCCGUGACAGCAAUACCCCACAACGCCACCUACAUUCCAGUACUGGACAAGCAUGUCGUUUCCAAGGUCUUUGACGAGGUUUUCCCUCUGGCUCAUGUGUGCAACGACACAAAUAAGAUGACAUUAAUUAACCCCCAGGGAGUAAAGCUCAACAUCUACAAGCAGAAAGUAGAACAAGCAAUUAAGUCCUAUGAAAAGCGCUUGAAUAAAAUCGUGUGGCAAGCAUUAUCUCAAGAGGAAAAAGAAAGGUUAGAUGCAGACAAACCAAUGAGGUACUUGGAAAACAAAGCAGCUUUAAAUGAGGCACUAGGACGAUUGAAUUGGCCCAUUUCAUUGAAAGAGCUGUCGUUGUUGGAAAAUGAAAUCCUAGCUGGGAAGCUGUACAUCCAGCAGGCCAUGGAACUCCAGGAGGCUGCCAAGAAGGAGAAUUCUCAACAGAAACCACAAGGAAAUCCAACAAAGAAAAGCAAAUCUAAAAGACUGGAUCCUCUCAAAGGCCAGAAAGUCAUUGCAAGAUGUGAUGAAAAUGGCUUUUAUUUUCCAGGGGUUGUGAAGAAAUGUGUGAGCCCCAGCCAUGCACUGGUGGGCUUCAGGUAUGGAGACACCAAGGUUGUGCCCACCUCGUUCAUCACACCUGUGGGGGGCGCCAUGCCCUGCCCGAUGCUCCAGGUCGGAGAUUACGUGUUUGCCAAAAUCGUGAUACCCAAAGGAUUUGACUUCUAUGUCCCUGCCAUUGUCAUAGCACUUCCGAAUCAGGAUACACCGGAAGAUAAAUUCUACACCGUUUUAAAGUGUAACAACCGGAGAGAAUUUUGCCCUCGGAGUGCACUUAUUAAGAUCAGCCAAAACAAGUACGCUAUCUCUUGCUCUCAGAUCAAGUCACCCCCAAUUCAAGAGGAUCCAAAAGUGCAGGAGGUAGAGAAGAAGAAUUCUGCUCUUAUAAUAUGGCCACUGGAAGACGCUGAUGCUGGGGAUUUAAGAGAGCUAAAACAGAACCACAGAAGGAAGAAGAAAAAACCUGCCAAGAAGCUGUAUCCCCAGAAGACGAUGUCCUCAGACUCAGACAGCUCUUCCUGUGACUCCCGAGAGCCCUACCUCAAGAGACACCCCAAGCCCAAGGUGGGAGGGGAGCGACAUCGCUUAUCUCCAGAACGCCCAGACACCGCUUUUGAGAAUAGUACCCGUGAGAUCAUUCCCCAGUUUCCGGGCCAGUUUAGGUCCCAGUACAACAAAAGUGCUAACACUGUAAAGCCCUUGGAGUCAGCCAAUCAUGCGAUUACUACCACACCUUCACCUUGAGCAGCCCCGCCCUGUCCCAUAGCCACCCAGAGCAGCAAAGGGCUGAGGACCAUCACUGAGAAAACUGAAGGCUGUCUAGUGGUGACUGUGUUUAAGAGAAUCAGCAUUCCUCCAGGGCUGCCCAGACCUCAGCCACUCAACAGUGUGGAUCUAGCCACUCUAGUGAGGUAAGGCGGCCAUUCAUCCACCCGUGCCUUUCCUGUUUGUAACAAAGGUAGACUUCCUCUGUCAUCCUUAACCCACCUCUCCUACCCUUUUGAGCUUAUCAGUUCUGGCUUUGCCCGACCAUUCUUAAUCCCAGUUUAUCUCCUAAUACUUGGAUAACUGUAUUCAAUCUUCUGGUAGAUUUUCCACACUCAGAACGUUUAACCCGACUGUCACAGGGCUUUCAGAUAUUUUGGAAGAUAGUGUAGUUAAAUUUCCCAAGCUGGGUUGGCUGCAGUCUUGUUUUAAAUUGAUUAUCCCCAUCUGAAUUAAGAAUUCUGUCACCCAAUGCUACGAUUGAAAUUAAGACCUGUUAACUUUUCUGAGAGCAGCAAGACUGAAUAUUCCCUAUUUUAUUGUUUUCUAGAAAGUUUAUUGUGCCCUCCCUAAUUCCUUUUAUCUGUAGUCUGUUGUAGGUUACCUGCAUCUGAGUGAGGAGCCAGAAUAAAAACGCUUAUAUUGGAAACAUUUUGGAAAUACUGGGUUGUUUAUUUGUUAUUGUUUUCUUUGAACAUGUUUUACCAAUGACAGAUAAAAGUGCUUGUUUCUGUUGCAGCGUCUCUAAUUUCAGAAACGAAGUAGUGCUCACAAGUUCUCUUUUUCUAGCUGGUAAUACCCUGGUGCUAGAUAACAAUAAAAAUAGGGUGCAGAUUAUUAAUAAAAACAUUGGAUGUGUUUUGCAAAUAGAAAAGGUAGGGCACAGUUCUGAUAGACUAAAAAUUCACAAAUCAAAAUUAAAAGUGGUGCUUACAUUCCUCAAAGCUAGGAAGUCACCAGGGUUACAGUGAGGAAAUUAAUGGAGGAAUCCACUUCCAAAAGUAUGAACAAAAAAGGAACAUCAGCUCAGCAUCACAGUAAAAACAGUAAUGCAGUGAGGAAGGGAUUGAGAGGGAGGAAAUCAUCCAAAAUGAGGCAGGGGUUGGCUUAUGGAAGUGUGCUGCCCCUAGGAACCCAGAGGGUUUCUUCCCAGGCAGAAAGGUGCUAACCCAUUGUCGUCGAGUCGAUUCCAACUCAGAGACCCUACAGGACAGAGUAGAACAGCCCCCUUAGGGCUUCCAAGGAGCGGCUGGUGGAUUUGAACUGCUGACCUUUUGGUUAGCAGCUGAGUGCUUAACUGCUCUGCCACCAGGGCUCCAGGAAAGCACUAAAGCAGGCAUUUGCCAAUGAGAGCUGUGUCCUGGGAGGAGGGUCUGAAGGAAGUAGGGGUAUUUGGUCUGUGUAGUAGAGACCUGGUGGGGUGGGAAAGAAGUUAUUCAUGCCUCCAUACAGCUCAUCCACGUAAGCCUACAUGCAUUCAUCCAGUCAUUCCACAAGCAGUUGAGUGCUGAUAAGGUCCCAGGCUCUAGAAAGAUGCCUGCAGACACUUGGAAAGUGACCAUCUUCUCUUUCUUCCAUCUCUCUGUAUUCAUCUCCACAUUUUUAUUGGACCAAUCACUGUUGUAUGGUGUGUGCAAUCAUGCAGAACUACAGGAAAAACAUACAUAAUAAUGGUUAAUUGAUAUUAUAUUAUGAUACAGGAUAAGUUCAGUGACAUCCGUGAUAUGUUCAAUAUGUUGUUCCUCACUGAUAAUGCCUAGCUCAAUGUUCUGGGAAUAAUUGACAAUAAUCCACUUCCAGCCAAUAUAGAAUAAUAGGAACAGAAUUCACACUCCCACCUGAAAUAACAAACUAAAACACCUGGUUAAAUAUAUGUAACAACAGUUUUCAAGACAUUGGACAUCAGGCAAUGAAGGACAAUGAUCUCUGAAAAACAAUGAAGUGAGCCCCAGGAGUGCUCCAGCGUACUGCCUGGAAGGCUGCAGCAUAGGGAAAGGGGACCCAAGCAGAGCCUGAUGAUCUCUGUGAGUUGGGGAAAUGGAACCAGGAUGCUGAGGAGACAAAAGUGGCUGGUGUUUGCAGAAUGAAGCACUGGAGGGGGUAGCCACACAGAGAAAGCUCUCUGGAGAUCUGUAGAGGUCCCCUUGAGUCUUCAGCUAAAUACUGAUUAGUGGAUGACCAUGAGGAAACUACUCAAGACCAGAGAAAGAGCCACCUAAAAAAGAUUAGAGGGAGCAAUCCCUGCAGCCUAGACAGGGCUGGGAAUGUUUCUGUUUCUUCCAGUCAGAGUAGAAAACUUCAUUGUUCAUUGGGCAUCAGGUAGAGCACUCAAAAGGGGUUUGUCUCAGUAGUGAAGCUAAAUGGGACUUAGACUAAAUGCUGCUCUGGCCCCACCUAGCAAAACUUAAAAAGCACGACCUGAAAGAAUGAAACUGUUUCCGAGUAAUUUAACCGUAUCCUGGAACAAUGCUCAAGAAUAUUUAGGGAUACAAAAAUAUCCACCACCCAACAAGGUAAAACUCACAAUGUCUAGCACCCAAUCAAAGAUUACUAGGCUUAGAAGGAAGCAGGAAAAACACAACCCAUAAUGAGGAGAAAAAAUAAUUUAAACUAAGAAAUGACACAGACCAUAAAAAUGGCACCAGAAAUGGUAACUAUGUUGGUAUAUAAAAGGCAUUAACCAAUUUUCUCUUAAAUAAUAUUUUGUGUUUUCAGUGAAGGUUUACACAGCAGUUUAGGUUCCCAUUCAACAAUUUCUACACAAAUUGGUCCAUGACAUUGGAUACAGUCUUCACAAUGCGUGAACAUCCUCUUACUUCCAAUUUCCAUUCUGAUUGUUCCAUUUCCAUUAAUCUAGUUUCUGUGGCUCCUUACGUUCUCAUCUUUGUUUUAAAGUAAUUGUUGACUGGUAUUAUAGAGGAUUUUUUAAAGGAGCACAUGGGUACUCAUGAAUGAUAUUCUUUAUUUUGUAAGCCAAUCUGUUAUUUAGCUAAAAGGUGACCUCAGGGGUUAGUUUUGAUUCAAGGUUCAAAGAGUAUCUCAGGGCAAUAGUCUCAGGAAAUCCUCCAGGCUCAAACUGUCCAGUAAGUCUGUUUUUUUGUUUGUUUUUAAAGAAUUUGAGGUGUUGUUCCAUAUUUUUCUCCCAUUCUAUCAGGAUCCAUCUAUUGUGGCCAAAGAUGUUCUUAUUUAAAUCUCUGUUAAAGAUAAUUGACUGUAUUAAGUGAUGUUUCAGUGAUUAAUGCAUUUCCAUUAGCCCUGGAAAUUCAUCCAUCUGGAUGCAUAGCCUCGGGUGAUAUGUUUGCUUUUCCUGGAUAAACCUGCACUUUUAUUACUUUUUCUGAUAUAUAGAUGAUAGAUAGGUAGGUGAUAGAUAGACAGAUAGAUGAUAGAUAGAUAGAUGAUAAAUAGACAGAUAGACAGACAGACAGAUAGAUGAUAGAUAUACACACACACACCAGGAGAAAUAAUAAAAUUGUAUAUAUAUAUUUAUAUAUGUACGUGUGUGUAUAUAUGUAUAUGUAAGUGUGUAUAUAUGCGUAUACACACACAUAUAUACACUUUUAUUACUUCUUAUAUAUAUAUACAUAUAUUUAAAGUAAAAGUACAGGUUUAUUCAGGAAAAGCAAACACAUUACCUGAGGUAAUAUAUACCAGAAGAAGUAAUAAAAGGGGUUGAAUCUGUAAAAACCAAUAACGAUCCAGAUUUUCAGGGGUGCUUAAACUUGGCU